Messenger RNA from Tachyglossus aculeatus (Australian echidna), 10066 nucleotides. It is a transcript of the gene PIEZO2, whose product is annotated as piezo type mechanosensitive ion channel component 2. The record is from RefSeq and is a predicted model, not a curated record. Lineage: Eukaryota; Metazoa; Chordata; Mammalia; Monotremata; Tachyglossidae. The transcript is spliced from 55 exons. Gene Ontology annotation, molecular function: mechanosensitive monoatomic ion channel activity; monoatomic cation channel activity. Bases 3 to 8405 code for a protein of 2800 amino acids. Gene Ontology annotation, cellular component: plasma membrane. Gene Ontology annotation, biological process: detection of mechanical stimulus; cellular response to mechanical stimulus; regulation of membrane potential.
AGAUGGCAUCGGAGGUGGUGUGUGGACUGGUCUUCAGGUUGCUGCUGCCCCUCUGCCUGGCCGUGGCGUGCGCUUUCCGGUACAAUGGGCUCUCGCUGGUCUACCUCAUCUACCUCCUGCUCAUCCCCCUGUUCUCGGAACCCACGAAGACGACAAUGAAAGGACAUACAGGACGGCUACUCAAGUCCCUGUGUUUCUUCAGUCUAUCAUUUCUGCUCCUGCAUAUCAUCUUCCAUAUCACCUUAGCGAGUUUGGAAGCUCAUAACCGUAUCGCACCUGGUUAUAACUGUUCAACAUGGGAGAAGGCAUUUCGGCAGCUUGGCUUCGAAAGCAUGAAUGGAGUCGACGCAGGCAAUGGAAUCAGAGUGUUCGUCCCCGACAUUGGCAUGUUCCUCGCCAGUUUGACCAUCUGGCUGAUCUGCCGAAAUAUUGUUCAGAAACCGGUGUCUGAGGAUGCGGCGCAAUACAACACGCAGUUUGAAAAUGAAGAAAUGACUGGAGAAGAAAAACUGGAUUCUGAUGAUGCAUUGAUAUAUGAAGAGGAUUUAGAUACAGGAGGCAGUGGUGAAGGGGAGACUGAAGAAACGGCAAAAUUAAAAAUUCUGCGUAGGCUGGCUUCAUUUGCUUCUAAACUGAAAGAGUUUGUUGGCAACCUCAUAACUACCGGCGGGAAAGUUGUCGUGACUGUUUUACUGGGCUCAUCAGGUAUGAUGUUGCCAUCUUUGACCUCAUCUGUGUAUUUUUUUGUGUUUUUGGGGCUAUGCACAUGGUGGUCCUUCUGCCGAACUUUUGAUCCGCUGAUAUUCAGCUGUCUGUGUGUGUUAAUGGCCAUCUUCAAUGCUGGGCACUUGAUUGGACUUUAUCUGUACCAGUUCCAGUUCUUUCAGGAGGUGAUUCCACCUGAUGACUACUAUGCAAAGCUAUUUGGCAUCACGUCGGUAAUUCAGACGGACUGUUCCAGCACUUGGAAGAUCGUAGUGAAUCCCAAGCUGUCCUGGUAUCACCAUGCCAACCCCAUCCUUCUCCUGGUGAUGUACUACACCCUUGCGACCUUGAUUCGCCUCUGGCUACAAGAACCUCUUGAAGACGAGAAAUCUAGUGUCAAGGAAGAAGACGGAGAUGAGGCCCGCAGCCCCAAUCCCAUCACUGCAGAGCGGAGACGGAGUUUGUGGUAUGCCACCCACUACCCGACCGAUGAGAGAAAACUUUUAUCCAUGACCCAAGAUGACUACAAACCAUCUGAUGUCCUGCUGGUUACUGUGAAUGGGAAUCCCGUUGAUUACCACAGCAUCCACCCCAGCCUCCCCCUUGAGAACGGGCCAGCCAAAGCAGACAUAUACUCUACCCCUCAGUACAAGUGGGAGCCAUCGGAUGAAACAUCAGAUAAAAAAGAGGAAGAGGAGGAAGAGGAGGAUGAAGAAGAAGAUAGCCAGGAGGAGAAAAAAAAUGUCAAAGUUCAUGUGAUGGUUUCUGUGUUCCAAUUUAUUAUGAAACAAAGUUACAUUUGUGCCCUUAUUGCAAUGAUGGCAUGGAGUAUUACAUAUCACAGCUGGCUGACGUUUGUGUUGCUGAUCUGGUCUUGCACCCUCUGGAUGAUUCGGAACCGCAGGAAAUAUGCCAUGAUUAGUUCCCCGUUCAUGGUCUUCUAUGGGGACCUUCUGUUGAUGCUACAGUACAUAUGGAGCUUUGAUGCCGACAUCAAGAAUGUCCCGGGAUUUGUGGUAAAGAAGGACCCUGGCGAGCUGGCCUCCAAGAUUCUCUUCGCCCUUACUUUCUGGCUCCUGCUAAGGCAGCACCUCACAGAGCAAAAAGCCCUCCAGCUCAAAGAAGCUUCUUUAUCGGAGGUUAAGAUUGGAAGUCUGGAAACUGAGGAAAAAGACGAAGAACUUCAAGAGAUACAAGUGGAAGGAGAAGCUGAACAGGAAGAGAAGGAAGAAGAUGAGGAGAAAAAGAGGAAGAAGAAGAAGGAGGAGGAAGAAGAAGAUGAAGAUGACCAGGAUAUUAUGAAAGUCCUUGGGAAAUUGGUUAUGGCCUUGUUUAUUAAAUACUGGAUUUAUGUCUGUGGAGGGAUGUUCUUCUUUGUCAGCUUCGAGGGGAGAAUUGUGAUGUACAAAAUCAUCUAUAUGGUGCUGUUCCUGUUUUGUGUGGCUCUGUAUCAGGUGCACUAUGAAUGGUGGAGGAAAAUGCUUAAGUAUUUUUGGAUGUCAGUGGUGGUUUACACAAUGCUGGUGCUUAUCUUCAUAUACACAUAUCAAUUUGAAUCAUUCCCUGGACUCUGGUCGAAUAUGACAGGGCUGGAUAUAAGAAAAUUAGAGGAUCUCGGUUUGAAAAAAUUUACUGUGACUGAGCUGUUCACUCGCAUCUUUAUCCCAACCUCCUUCUUGCUGGUGUGUAUAUUACACCUUCAUUAUUUCCAUGACCACUUCCUCCAGCUCACAGACUUAAAGUCUAUAGCCAGCAAAGAGGAUAACACCAUCUACAGCCAUGCCAAAGUCAAUGGGCGUGUGUAUCUAAUAAUAAAUAGCAUCAAGAAAAAAUUACCAAUCCACCAAAAUGAACUCGUCCACCAAGAUGGAAGCCUCCCAGACCUUACCAUGCUGAAUCUUGCAGCCAGUUUGGACAAAGAUGAAAAGAAAAACCAGGAAGACGAUACCGAAGAGAAGGCAGAGGAGCAUGAUGGGGACCGGGAGAAAGAAGAAUACAAAAAAGAUAGUGAAGAAGAGGCAGAUGAGGAAGAUGAAGAUGACUCAGAGGAGGAAGAAGAAACAUCAGAUUUAAGAAACAAAUGGCAUCUAGUCAUAGACCGCCUCACUGUGCUGUUCUUGAAAUUCCUGGAAUACUUUCACAAGCUGCAAGUGUUUGUAUGGUGGAUUUUGGAGCUACACAUAAUCAAAAUCGUCUCUUCCUACAUCAUCUGGGUGACCGUGAAAGAGGUCUCCGUCUUCAACUAUGUGUUUUUGGCUUCUUGGGCUUUCGCUCUGCCCUACGCCCAGUUUCGCCCACUGGCAUCAAGCAUCUGCACUGUCUGGACUUGUGUGAUUAUCGUCUGCAAAAUGUUGUACCAGCUCACAUCCAUCGAGCCUCAGAAAUUCUCCAGUAACUGUACAGUGCCUCACGAGAAUGAAACGAACAUCCACAACCGGACAGAGCUGCUCAUGUCCAUUCUCUACCGUCAGCCCAUUGAUCCAGCCGAAUGGGUUGGACUGCGGAAGUCUACUCCUUUGCUUGUGUACCUGAGGAAUAAUCUCCUGAUGCUAGGUAUUCUGGCUUUUGAAGUUACAAUUUACCGCCAUCAAGAGUACUACAGAGGGCGGAACAACCUUACGGCCCCUGUGUCUAAGACCAUUUUCCAUGACAUUACGAGACUGCAUUUGGACGAAGGCCUCAUCAGUUGCGCCAAGUACUUCAUAAAUUACUUCUUUUACAAGUUUGGGCUGGAGACCUGUUUCCUCAUGUCAGUUAAUGUCAUCGGCCAGCGAAUGGAUUUCUACGCCAUGAUUCAUGCUUGCUGGCUAAUUGCUGUCCUGUAUCGACGCAGAAGGAAAGCUAUCGCAGAGAUCUGGCCCAAGUAUUGCUGCUUCCUGGCUUGCAUCAUCACAUUUCAGUACUUCUUGUGCAUUGGCAUCCCACCGGCUCCUUGUAAAGACUACCCAUGGAGAAAUCCAGGUGCCCAGUUCAACUCCAACAUCAUAAAGUGGCUAUACUUUCCAGACUUCAUCGUGAGGCCGAACCCCGUCUUCCUGGUCUAUGACUUCAUGCUGCUGCUGUGUGCCUCCUUGCAGCGCCAGACCUUUGAGGAUGAAAAUAAGGCUGCAGUGCGCAUCAUGGCUGGGGACAAUGUGGAAAUUUGCAUGAACCUGGAAGCCGCCUCUUUCAGUCAACACAACCCCGUGCCGGACUUCAUUCACUGCCGGUCUUAUUUAGACAUGUACAAAGUGGUCAUCUUUAGCUAUCUCUUCUGGUUCGUGCUGACGAUCAUCUUCAUUACGGGAACGACCAGGAUCAGCAUUUUUUGCAUGGGGUACCUGGUGGCGUGUUUCUAUUUCUUGCUGUUCGGAGGGGAUUUGCUGCUGAAACCCAUCAGAAGCAUUCUGCGUUACUGGGACUGGCUGAUUGCCUACAACGUUUUUGUGAUCACCAUGAAAAACAUUCUGUCACUAGGAGCUUGUGGCUACAUUGAAUCAUUAAUUAAAAACAGCUGUUGGUUGAUUCAAGCAUUUAGCCUGGCCUGCACCGUCAAAGGUUAUAACAUCCCGACCAAUGACAAGAACUGUAAAUUGCCCAGUGGUGAGGCAGGAAUCAUCUGGGACAGCAUCUGCUUCGCCUUCCUAUUGCUGCAAAGAAGAGUUUUCAUGAGCUAUUAUUUCCUUCACGUGGUGGCAGAUAUCAAAGCUUCACAGAUCCUAGCAUCGAGAGGAGCCGAGCUGUUCCAGGCCACCAUUGUGAAAGCAGUGAAAGCCAGAAUUGAAGAGGAGAAAAAAUCAAUGGACCAACUAAAGAGACAGAUGGAUCGCAUUAAGGCCAGGCAACAGAAAUAUAAAAAGGGAAAAGAACGAAUGCUGAGCCUGAACCAGGAGUCCGGAGAAGUACAAGACAGUCAAAAAGUUUCUGAAGAAGAUGAUGAAAGAGAAGCAGACAGAGAAAAAGCCAAGGGCAAAAAAAAGCAGUGGUGGCGACCUUGGGUUGAUCAUGCUUCCAUGGUCAGGAGUGGAGAUUAUUAUUUGUUUGAGACGGACAGUGAAGAGGAGGAGGAGGAGGACCAAAAGGAAGAUGAAGAACCCCGGAAAAAAUCAGCCUUUCAGAGAGCUAUUGGGAAAUUUGCCUCAGCCAUUUUAGCCUUGCCCAAGUCUGUCAUUAAACUUCCUAAAACUAUUCUUCAGUAUUUAAUCAGAGCUGCAAAGUUCGUUUAUCAGGCCUGGAUCACUGACCCUAAAACAGCUCUGCGGCAAAGAAGGAAGGAAAAGAAAAGGGCUGCGAGAGAAGAGAAGGAGCGGAGGAGGAGAAGAUUUGGGGAAGGUUCCAUGGAAUAUGAUGAGAGGCACGAUGAACCAGUCAAAAAGAAAAAAGAUGGGCCAGAUAACAUCAUCAAAAGGAUAUUUAACAUUUUGAAGUUCACCUGGGUUCUGUUUUUGGCAACGGUGGAUAGUUUUACAGCAUGGCUCAAUUCCAUUUCAAGAGAGCACAUUGAUAUCUCUACCGUGCUCAGAAUUGAACGGUGCAUGCUGACUAGAGAAAUUAAAAAGGGAAACGUUCCAACUCGGGAGAGCAUCCACAUGUACUAUCAGAACCACAUGAUGAACCUUUCUAGAGAGUCGGGGCUGGACACCAUUGAUGAAGAUCCUAGCCCUGCCUCAGGUGUUCAAACGGCCAAGCGGAUGGAUAGCUUAGAGUCUCAUGACAGUAUUUCCAGUGAACCCACACAGUGCACCAUGCUGUAUUCCCGCCAGGGGACAACUGAAACCAUCGAGGAAGUGGAGGCAGAACAAGAGGAAGAGGGCGGAGUCUCCCCGCCCCCUCCAGAAGAUGAGGAAGAAGAGUAUGACGAGCGGUCCGAAGAGAUCAGCCUGACACCCGACCCCGCCAUCCCGAGGUACUACACCACUGACCUGGAUGUGGAGGCCCCGCCAUCCUACAGCAAAGCGGUCAGUUUCGAGCACCUCUCCUUCAGCUCCCAGGAUGACUCUGCCGACAAGAACCACAUGGUUGUAAGUCCAGACGACAGCCGGACGGACAAAUUGGGCUCCAGCAUCUUGCCCCCGCUGACCCAUGAGCUGACAGCCAGUGAGCUUCUUCUAAACAAGAUGUUUCAGGAUAAGGAGUUGGAGGACUCAGAGAGAUUUUACGUCGGCCAGCCGCGGUUCCUGCUCCUGGUGUACGCCCUGUAUAACACGCUGGUGGCCCGAUCUGAGAUGGUGUGUUACUUUGUGAUCAUCCUCAAUCACAUGGUCUCCGCUUCCAUGAUCACCCUGGUGCUUCCCAUCCUGAUCUUCCUCUGGGCUAUGCUGUCCGUCCCCCGGCCCAGUCGGCGUUUCUGGAUGACGGCCAUCGUCUACACGGAGGUGGCCAUCGUGAUCAAGUAUUUCUUCCAGUUCGGCUUCUUUCCUUGGAACAAGAAUGUGGAGUACACCAAGGACAAACCUUACCACCCACCUAACAUCAUCGGCGUUGAGAAGAAAGAGGGCUAUGUCCAUUAUGACCUGAUUCAGCUCCUGGCGUUGUUCUUCCACCGAUCGAUUUUAAAGUGUCAUGGCUUAUGGGAUGAAGAUGACAUCAUUGGCAGUGGCACUGAUAAGGAUGACUCUGAUGACGAUCUCUCCUUGAUGGGGGGAAGGAGAGAUUCGUCCGCCUCCCUCAAGUCGGUGAAUCUCGCAGCUUCGGUGGAAUCCAUCCAUGUCCAUUUCCCUGAGCAGCAGGCUGCCAUCAGGAGGAAAAGUUCCAGUAGCGGGUCCCAGCUUUCCCACAGAUCUAGCCUCUCCUCCCACAGGUCUAAGAGAGGCAGCACAAGUACCAGGAACAGCAGUCAGAAAGGAAGCAGUGUACUGAGCAUUAAGCAGAAGAGCAAAAAGGAAAUACUUAUGGAAAAACUCCGAGAAAAGUUGAUCGAAGCCAAAGCACUUACCAUAAAAAAGACUCUCCAAGUGUACGUGCCCAUCAAGCAGUUCUUCUACAACCUCAUCCACCCAGACUACAGUGCCGUGACUGAUGUGUACGUGCUGAUGUUCCUGGCUGACACUGUUGACUUCAUCAUCAUCGUGUUUGGCUUUUGGGCCUUCGGGAAACACUCGGCGGCUGCAGAUAUCACCUCUUCGCUGUCCGAGGACCAGGUCCCCGGGCCUUUCCUGGUCAUGGUUCUCAUUCAGUUUGGAACCAUGGUGGUAGACCGAGCGCUGUAUCUCCGGAAGACCGUGAUGGGGAAGGUCAUUUUCCAAGUCAUCCUGGUGUUUGGGAUUCACUUCUGGAUGUUCUUCAUCUUGCCAGGAGUCACUGAGAGGAAAUUCAGCCAGAAUCUAGUAGCCCAACUUUGGUAUUUUGUGAAGUGCCUUUACUUUGGAUUAUCCGCAUACCAGAUCCGCUGUGGCUAUCCAACUCGAGUGCUGGGUAACUUCCUCACCAAGAGCUACAAUUACGUAAAUCUCUUCCUAUUUCAAGGAUUCCGCCUGGUUCCGUUUUUGACUGAGCUGCGAGCAGUUAUGGACUGGGUGUGGACCGAUACCACGCUGAGCCUCUCCAGCUGGAUCUGCGUGGAGGAUAUUUACGCGCACAUAUUCAUCUUGAAAUGCUGGCGAGAGUCAGAAAAAAGGUACCCUCAGCCCCGGGGCCAGAAGAAAAAGAAAGUGGUCAAGUACGGGAUGGGCGGCAUGAUCAUUGUGUUGCUGAUUUGCAUCGUCUGGUUCCCCCUGCUCUUCAUGUCUUUGAUCAAAUCUGUGGCUGGAGUCACCAACAAGCCUCUGGAUGUGUCCAUCACAAUCACUCUGGGUGGUUACCAGCCUAUAUUCACAAUGAGUGCUCAACAGAGCCAGCUGAAAGAUAUGAAUGGAACCGACUUCAGAAGAUUCAUGAGAGGUUUUUCAGGGAAAGCCACUGCAUUGCAAUUUCUGGAGAACUAUGGUGUGGAAGACAUAACAAUAGUGGAACUGGAAGGGAAUUCAAAUUCGCUGUGGACCAUCAGCCCUCCCAGUAGGCAGAAAAUGAUAGAAGGGCUCAAGGAUCUUGAUAACGCCUUCACUCUGGUCUUUUCUUGGAGCAUUCAGAGGAAUCUCAGUCUUGGUGCAAAAGCUGAAAUAGCAUCGGAUAAACUUUCUUUCAAUAUGCAGAAUGAAACCCGGCUCAAAAUAGCCAGCAUGAUGUCUGAAACAAAUCCAAAAGAAGAGGAGAAACCAGUGGACCUAGGCCCUAUCUACCCUUAUUACCUCAAAGCACCAAGUGAUUCCAACACAAAACCCAUAAAGCAGCUCCUGGAUGAUGAACAGUUCAUCAACAUCACCAUUGCUCUGUCCAGAGCCAGCACUGGUUCAGACAACAACAGUGAGUGGUGGAUUCUUAACCAGAAAGGGGAUACGGUCAUGAAACCUAAAACCCAAGAGGGCUUGGAGCUAGUGGUCUUCAGUGACAAAGUGAGCCCUCCCAGCCUGGGCUUCUUAGCCGGCUAUGGAAUCAUGGGACUUUAUGCUUCGGUUGUCCUUGUGAUAGGGAAGUUCGUCCGCGAAUUCUUCAGUGGGAUCUCCCACUCCAUCAUGUUUGAAGAGCUGCCGAAUGUGGACAGAAUCCUGAAGCUGUGCACGGACAUUUUCUUAGUGCGAGAGACUGGGGAACUGGAGCUGGAGGAAGAUUUAUAUGCCAAAUUAAUAUUCCUGUACCGCUCCCCAGAAACGAUGAUCAAAUGGACUAGAGAAAAGACAAACUGAUCCUCCUCGGGAUCCAGAACGCUGAUGGAUUUGAUUGAAUUUUCCGCAGAAAAGCACAAUAUUCUCACAAGAGCUAAGCCUUUUAGAGUCGGGUAGCAGUGAGCUGUCCCAGACGGAGGAUCGGGGAUCCGCCGCCCGCCGGAACCCUGGCUACGUUUCCGAUUGAGAACGGAUGGUGAAGAAGGUCGUUGGGACACCGGGUGCCGCUUCUUUAAAGCUAAAGGAAAUCGCUUUGUACUCUGGUUAGCGAAGAAGUGUCCGGCGCUGCGUCUGGCACGGCUGGAGAUUCCCUUGGACCGAGGCCCCCGUCCCUCCGGAGAGGGAGAAGGGGGCAAGGGAAUGGGAGAGAUGGCCUGCCGAAGGUUAACUGGACUCGCCCUUUUCUGAAAGGAUGCAGCGUGGGUUGUGCAAUACUCAGCUCUCCGCCCCCCGACUGUGAAGAUGGUACCGUUGGCGCUUCCAGCCCUGGCAGAGGGCAGCCGGGCCCACCUUUCUCGGGAAAGCCGAUGUUGUUGUUGCAUUGGAGCUUUCCGGAGAAGGACCAGCCUCACUCUAAGCAAAAAGAUUCCAAUAAAGAUAAUCUCUAACUGCCUUAUUUCAUUGGAACAAUCCCAGGAAAAGUUUCCGCACGAACGUCAGUGACUUCUCAGGAAAAACCCAAAACACCACAAAACCACAGAAACCAGUUUUGUUGAGGUUCAGCUAAUGGCUGGAGGCAACGAUGGUGAGAGGUUCUCUAAGUUCAUUUUCUUCACCAAAGUAUCGCUCCUCAUUAGACAUAGACAUUAGGCCUGAGGACAGAUUGCCUAAGGAACUCUUUGACUUUGAAACCCCUUUAAUACCUGAGAUUAUGAGCCCUCUUCUGCGUACCUCGGGGCCCCGAUAUGCUUUGGUUGUUUUUUUUUUUUUCCCAUUUCCAUGAUUUAAGGCCAAGGAUUUUCCAGGAUGUGAAAUUGUCCUUCCAGUUUUUCAGGUAUGCAAAAAGUGUUUACAUAUUCCAAUUCACGUUUUUACAUCCGAGACGGGUUUUUAAGUUCCUAAUUAUGAAAGAAGUAUGUGUAAUGAGCUUGGGGAAAUAAACAUGGCCUUUUCUUAAAUUAUUACCAAUGGUGAUCCAACCUCUUCAUUAAAGAACAAUGUAGCAUGAAAAUUUAUGGUGGAAAUGUAAUUUUCAUUCCAUGUUAAAAACGCAAGUUCAGCGAAAAACAUGGCUGAGUGGGUUAGGGAAUGUCAAAGGGUUAUUCUGUGUAGUUUGGAUUCAGUAAUGACUUAAUAAAGCACAUGUUGCAAAGUCAUUUUAAAGAUAUUCUUUAUUCUGCCUUUUUGCAUGAAAUGGGAAAAGUGUCUAUCCCUAUCAUAUACUGAGGAAUUAGAAGAACAUUGAUAAAGAUGCCGAAUGAGUUUCCUUCCUCUUCCUUAGUGGCUGUGUAUGAACUAUAUAAUCCGUAACCCCUUGCAGAUAUCUAGGUUGUUUCCAAAGAGAAAACCGUUAUAGCUGUUACUGAGCUUGAUAAACUAGCCGAGUGCAAAUGAUGUUCACUGCUUCCAAGUCAAUAUUGCACAUGUGUUCCUUUACUGUCAAACUGGCACAUUUUGGAGCCUGAAAAGGGCAACUUGAAAUAAACUGCUUCAACUCAUUGUAACAAUAAAAGCAACUAAGU